Messenger RNA from Drosophila subobscura, 2952 nucleotides. RefSeq lists its product as uncharacterized. The transcript has a single exon. Bases 1614 to 2534 code for a protein of 306 amino acids. The record is from RefSeq and is a predicted model, not a curated record. NCBI's taxonomy places the organism in Eukaryota, Metazoa, Arthropoda, Insecta, Diptera, Drosophilidae.
UUGGGUAAUAAAAAAACCCUUUGGCUUGUUGCAAUUAUCUCCUCUUCCAAAGUAUCAUUUUCAGUUCACGAUUUAUGGAUCCAAUUACAAAUUCUCUACCAUUUUUUAACAACAGCCAAUGCAGCCACUAAAAGUUUUUGUGUGCAUGGGUUUUACCUUCCCCAUUGAUAACUCUUUUGUGUAAUUAUUCGUCACUCUUUUUUUGCCAUCAAUAUUUAAAAUGACACCACCAGGAAAUGAAACUACAAAAAACUGACGGCAGAAUGAAAAAAACUUGCAUAAAAAAGGAAAAGCCCUUCUUCCUACCAUAAUUGGGAGCCUAAAAUUGGGACACAACUUUGGGACACCCUCGCAAUGCCAUACAACAAUCAAAGAACACACACACCAACACACAGCUAAACAUAUGUAGACACUGUAACAUCCUGUGUUUAGGCUCAUCAAAUGGUUCAAAGGCCUCAUUUGAUAGUCCACAAUCAUGCUGAAAGCCGAGCUGUAAUAUGCAAUGACACAUGCUCCAUGCCCCCCAACCAAUUCUAGUUCCGAUUUAAUUUUUUGGAUGCUGCUAGGAAAUUCAUAUACAUAAAACAAGUACAUACAUGGCUUAGGAAGGAGAUAUAUACAUAUGUACAUAUGUACAUAUGUGCAUCAUAUAUGCAUUACUCUUCAAUUGUGAGGCUCGGCUGCUGUUUGUGUUGUUUGUUGUUUCAUUAAAUUAAAUAUUUAAAUAGUCUAUAAACCAAAUUUAGUUGAUAGGCAAAUGAUUUCAAUGCGAGAAAAACAAAAUGGGAAACUCGCAAAAUAGUUUAUUGUUUAAUGUUUAAUGUGUACAUAGAAUGGAUAAGAGCCCUAUAUAAAAUAGUUAUGUAUUUAUUGUAGAUGUAAGCUAUGAAACCUCGGCCCCCCCAACCAUCUUUCCAACUGCCCAGGACCCGCCCAAUGCCCCGAAACUCCGGCCCCACCCUCUCAGAAAAGCUCACCAGCCACCAAGCACAAAAUCCAAAGUACACCAACAGCAGACGGUACGAGUGUCCUGUUCUGUGUGUUUUCUCGGCUCCAACUCGAUGCUAAUCAGAAUUUUGUUUUAAAUUUAUUUCAUUAACGAAUUGCUUGAAAUAUCUGCCAACAACCACACAUACAACAACUACAACAACAACCACACAUACAACAACCAACAACAACAAUGCUUACACCAACAUCCUCCCAAGCAGUCCACCAGCCAUGCCACAGCCAGCGGCCACGAUGAGCGGGGCAACCUUCUCUGGCAGCAGGAGGCCUCCGAAUUCGUUGAGCAAUUUCCCACAGAUCCAGUGCGUCGGUGCCCGGUGCCACCGCUGCGACACUGCCACGCCCACGGCCAUGGCCAUGCCACGCUGGGCAGACGCAAUGCGGAUCUGUUUAGCGGGGACCUGGGCAUACCGGAGAUCAGCACCCAUGUGGGCAGCGUGGUGCACACCUUCGAGACGCUGGCCCUGCAGCGUCGCCUGGCCGAGGCCGAGCAGGAACGGGACCGGGACAGGGACCGGGACAGAGAGUUAAGUAAGUACGAACCGAGUGCCAAUGGCAAUGGCACCACCCAGAGCAAGUACAACCAGCUGAAGCGCCGCUCGCAGGAGAUGCGACAGCGCCUCAUGCAGCAAAUGCACCGCCAGAAGCUGCAGCAGCAAGCACGAACACGGGCCCAGUCCCAACCACAACCGCAGGCACAGACACAGCCACAGCCACAGGCACCAUUAACCAACAGCUGUAGCACCCAGACGCUGGCCACUGCCCAUCUCAGGCCGCGUCUGGCCCGUUCCACGGAGCAGCUGCAGCACCAGUCCACCUUCGAGGACUACCGCAAGAAUCUGUUUGGCACGCUGACGCGGCCCAGCAGUGUGGAGGAAGAGCUGCAGGACGAGUCCUUCAUUGUGAACGCCGCCUUCGACGAGAUCUUUGCCCACUACGACGACGAUUCGUCGCAGGAGCAGGAGGCCGGAGGCAUGACGCUGACCAACACCGAUGACCUGUUCGAGGACGAACACAUGCUGGUGAGCCUCAGCGAGCUGGACGACGAUGUGUUUGCCAGCAAGGCGCAAACAGCCUCAACCACACCCACCACGAGUGCAGCGGGGCGAACGCCCAAGCAUAGUACGCCACAGCUGAAUCUCAAUAAAUAUCCGGCGCCUACUCCACCACGCUCCAGGACGCUGACCAAUCUGUUUGAGCGCCUCAAGUCGGAGCAGCAUCAGCGGCUGCAGAAGUAUCCCGCCGAGACGCAGCUCCACCAGGCGGCUGACUUUAAUCGCGGCUCCACGCUCAGCAAAUCGUUUGUGCAGCAGCUGAGGCGACCCUCCCACAAGCAGAAGCGGGCGCCCAAGCCACCGCCCAAGCCCAAGUCGCGCUCCCAUGUGGCCAUCGCGCACGUGACGCCACUGCGGCACGCUCUGAUCUUCCCCAAGCGCUCCAAGUCCUCCAAUGAGCUGCUGCUGGACGAUCUGAAUGUGCAGGCGCGUAAGUAUUACCGCAGGACGCCGGAGCUGAGCGCAGCGCUGUAGAGGAUCAGAUGGAGCACAGAGUUAUGCACCCAUCACGCUCACCUCUAGUUGUUAUCCGUUUGCUAACCCGCUGACCCAGUCAGUGCCGGACUCUUGGCUAUAAUGAUUUCCUUUCCAUCUUUUAUUUUACCAAUUAAAUAUUCGGCAGAGGCGACGCUUUUGUAGGCUAAGUGAAUCCCGAAAACCCAAACCCCAACCCCAGACCCGACCUGACCUGACCUGACCCACGUUUUUGAAACUGAACCCGAACCCCGAAUCCCGAACCAGACGUAGGAUGUGGAUGAAGUAGAGAGCAGCUAACCCGCCGCCAAACCGGAAGAAAAUGUAUAGCUCGAGAGAUGUGAAUCGAACGCCGAAUCCCAAAGAGAAUUGAGCCAUAACUUGGAAUAGGAAAAUCUUGUCAGCACUCGUAAUACAA